UUGAAGAGCAAUCGGAUGCUGCAACUAUUCACCAAAGGAAUUCCUCGUGACUCCACUUUCUGUUUUUUGUGCCUGCGCGUCUCCGUGUCUGUGCACGCGCGCGUACGUGAAGGCGUCGAGAAGGACGUUGACGUUGCGGUUGCGGCGUUUCCCCAUCUCCACCUCACCUCCACCACCAGGCACCGGCGCAGUCCAGCCCACUGCGGCCGAGGAGAGCUACUUCCGUUCCGCAGAGGGCGACGAGGCAGCAGCCAGCGAGCCGGCGGAGGUCCAGACACAAAAGACUGGGGUCCGGGUUCUUCUCCAAUCCAAACCGGAAUGUCGGAUGAGGAUUCUCGUGCCAGCACCAGCUCUUCGUCGUCCCCGCCGUCGUCCAGCCAGAGUAGACAGAAGGACACGUCUUGCAAGAAGAAGCGCGAGAGCAAAGCCAGCAUGAGCAAGACCUCCAAGCUGCUUUCCACCAGCGCCAAGAGGAUUCAGAAAGAGCUGGCUGACAUCACACUGGACCCACCACCAAACUGCAGUGCCGGCCCCAAAGGAGACAACAUCUAUGAGUGGAGGUCCACCAUCUUGGGACCACCAGGCUCAGUGUACGAGGGUGGCGUCUUCUUCCUGGACAUCGCCUUUACGCCCGACUACCCCUUCAAACCGCCCAAGGUGACGUUCCGCACUCGGAUCUACCACUGCAACAUCAACAGUCAGGGCGUGAUCUGUCUGGACAUCUUGAAGGACAAUUGGAGCCCCGCCCUCACCAUCUCCAAGGUGCUGCUGUCCAUCUGCUCCCUGCUCACAGACUGCAACCCAGCCGACCCUCUGGUGGGAAGCAUCGCCACCCAGUACACGACUAACAGAGCCGAACAUGACCGAACAGCCAAACAGUGGACCAAGCGAUACGCCACAUAAACCUGCGGGGGGCGACAGUGGGAGAGGAGGAGGUGGAAGGAGUUGUGGGGGGGGCUCUUGGUGGUCUGUGUUGGGGUGGGGGGGUGGUUUUUAUCUCAGAUUUUUAGUACUUUAUUGUCUGGUAUAUUUUUUGCUUCCUGAUUAAGUUAUCUGCGCAAAUAUGGAAAUAAAAGAACACAACAGAAAGGAAGUGGAGUGUUGUUUUUUUUCACUCAAGUUAAAUGCAGCUGAACUAUCCUUGGGCAUUGAACCGUUCACGCAUUAUUAGUGAGAAUCCGAGUCGGUGUAACUUGAAGAGGAAGAUAUGGCAAUUGUCUUCACAGUUUCGGCCUUGAGCACCUUCGUUUUAAUUCAUGUCUACACGCAACAAUACACGCGUGUGAGUAGACCCGGCCGGAACAAUGUUUAACCACAAUAAAGUUGCAUUCCCUUUU
Molecule: messenger RNA, 1337 nt
Organism: Syngnathus typhle (broad-nosed pipefish)
Lineage: Eukaryota; Metazoa; Chordata; Actinopteri; Syngnathiformes; Syngnathidae
Product: ubiquitin-conjugating enzyme E2 E1
Exons: 6
Coding region: 16-903 (295 amino acids)
Biological process (GO): protein polyubiquitination
Cellular component (GO): nucleus
Molecular function (GO): ubiquitin conjugating enzyme activity
Source: RefSeq, a predicted model, not a curated record